This is a messenger RNA of Ostrinia nubilalis (European corn borer), 1953 nucleotides long. RefSeq names its product protein spaetzle 4 (gene spz4). Gene Ontology annotation, biological process: central nervous system formation; innate immune response. Lineage: Eukaryota; Metazoa; Arthropoda; Insecta; Lepidoptera; Crambidae. Gene Ontology annotation, molecular function: Toll binding; growth factor activity. The record is from RefSeq and is a predicted model, not a curated record. Gene Ontology annotation, cellular component: extracellular region. Bases 52 to 1497 code for a protein of 481 amino acids. The transcript has 6 exons.
CCGCGACGCGGUGCGCACGCGACACCAUGCCCAGUGCGCGUUGACUCCGCAAUGCUCGCGAUCGCGAUUGUGAUUGUGGCGUGCGCGCUUCCCGCGUCGGCUUACGACUUCGCGUCGGCGUGCACGCGGCCCUACCGGUCGACGCGUGCGCACGCCGCGCCCGACGCGCCCUGCGACCUGACCAAGCACGCGUACUGUGCUACGCCUGGGAGCAGCUACCCUUGGCAGGCUAUCAGGAGAUUCGUAAGAGAGAAUCAGGGCCUCAUGAGAAGAAUGUACGGAGAGGAGCGUCACAUCUCUGUCCUGAAAGCAGAGCUAGACAACUUCAUAGAAGACGACGACUUAGACUCACCGCCUGAUUUCGCGGAGGACAUCAUCAAAACCAAGAUGAUGUACAGCAAGCGAGGACGUGCCAUGAAAGACAAACCCCACUUCAGACCCAUCCAGAGUAGUGACAAGAAAAAAGUUGAAAACGACUCCUUAAGAGUUAAGCCUUUAGAUGCUAGCGGUAAUAGUACCAAACUCAACAGGGUAGAAACUGGUAAUAAAACAAGCUCUACUAACAACGGGACGCAGAGUGGCGAUAAAGGGAUAUCAUACAAAACCAAACUAGAGAGUAUAGCGCACAUCGAGAUCAAUAACCUAGAUCCUGAUGUCAUCACUUUGGAUGCAGUUAUCAAACAAAGUAUAGAAACAAAUAGCAUUUAUCCAAACAACUCAGAUAAUUCUAAGAGCGAAGCUUUGCGUGGUGGUGGGAAUAAUAACACAACAACAGAAUCAGAUAAAAACAUUACUUUGACUACAGAACCGUCCAUGAACGCUACGGAGACGACAACUGUAGAUCAGUACGAUGAUACGACUACAGAAUCGGAUAAAGGCGGUUGGAAAGCUAUGAAUCCUGUUCCAGAUGCGUCGACACUGCCCCCGACGCUGUUGUUCUCUGAGCACGAGAAGGUGAAAGUGGUGGACCGGGUAGACACGAAAGUGAACGACAAGAAAGAGGAGCCGCCAACGAAGCCCACGCACCAGCAAGAGAAGAUACGGCCUUCUGUUAUUAAAUUAAGAGGAGCAAAUGCUUGUGAGACAAAGGAGGAGCUUCUAGCGCCAUUUUGGGCGAACAACACCCGCGGUGAGAAGCUGGUGCUGGUCAACAUGUACCCGUACGAGCAAUACAUCCACCUGGAGACCUGUGUGCACGAGCGCAAACAGAUGUACUGCCGAGAAGGAUGCAGAUGCGAGCAGCACUACCGCCUGCACCGGCUGCUGGCCUUCGAUCCUCACAACCCUUGCCGGGGCAUCUUCUCCGACUGGUUCAAGUUCCCGGCGUGCUGCGUGUGCCGAUGUUACGACGUGCCCCUGGAGUUCCGCGCUCGUUCCCCACGCCUGCUGCCCCCGCAGUACGGGGAAGACGUGAAGAGGAUCAUCUAUGAAGACGUGGCGAGGGAUUGGUACUCCAUGACGGCGUAUGGGGACGACGAGGAUUAUGACUUGCUUUGAGAUCACGUAUGCGAACCACAUGGAUUAUUGGAAACCCCACCUAGUUGAAUACAAAAUUAUUUUAUAGUCACUAAUACCUUAUCUCAUGCUAAACUCUUGUUAAUUUUGUACUUUACCUAAUUUGUGGUGUCAGAUACAGGUCAGAUGUUUGUAAUCAUAAUCAUAAUCAUGAUUAGUACUCGUAGUACCUUGGUACCUGUAAUUUAUGUUUAUUUAAAGACAGGGAUAUAUUAAGUACUCAGUCUUCUUGUAGAUGGAUUAUUUACUCGUUCGUAAGUAUUUAUUAUUUAUUUGUAAGCUAACAUACUGUAAGCUGUAAGGAAAGAAAAAUAUCUGUAAGUAUAAAACCUCUGGCACACAGCUGGCGCGUAACAUUUCCACAAAUUGACAGCUGCGAACUUCCGUAAGUAGGUACGCGAAGUUUGAAGUCCGCAGACCACAGUUAAGGAUUGGACU